Cooperia oncophora is the source of this 297-nucleotide messenger RNA. The record is from the annotation of a GenBank genome assembly. Lineage: Eukaryota; Metazoa; Nematoda; Chromadorea; Rhabditida; Trichostrongylidae.
AUGAAAUCCUGUCGACGAGCGUCAUUGCCAAGUAUGAACGAUGACUCACUGCGAGGUUUCGGCGGACAAGGUGGGCCAGGCGGCAUGCGUCCAGGCUUCGGUGGACCAGGCGGCAUGCGCCACCUUGUCCAGGCGGCAUUGCCCACUGCUCCAGGUUUCGGACCACCCGGUCGUCCAGGCUUCGGUGUGGACAGCGGCAUGCGCCCAGCUGCUCCAGGUUUCGGACCAGGCGCUCGUCCAGGCGGCACCAAUCUUGGGCAAACGCCAAUGCCAAUCAGGAGAGCUAGGAAUGUGCAG